Messenger RNA from Neolamprologus brichardi, 1265 nucleotides. RefSeq lists its product as uncharacterized. NCBI's taxonomy places the organism in Eukaryota, Metazoa, Chordata, Actinopteri, Cichliformes, Cichlidae. The record is from RefSeq and is a predicted model, not a curated record.
AGGAUUCCGCAUUAGGUCCUGGAAAGCUGCGCAGCUCUUAACCACAGCUCUUGUUGUGAGCAGUUAUUUUUCUCUUUUCUGCAUUUUCUAAUGAAUUUGCCCUCAACGCAGUCACAUUUGAAUGACAGAGACUAAAAACCACUUCCUGGGGAGUCACGGACACACUUGCGAGAAAGAAAUGGAGAACUGAUUUACAUCAAGCUGCACUCCAUUACUCCUCCUCACUGGAUCAAACUGGCAGCGAUGCAGCUUGGUCAUCCAGUCACCAUCAGCACUUCUCUCCAAAUCCCUCCCCAACCUCAGAGUCUGAUAUUCAGGAGCCGACACCCAUUCCUGCUAGACUCCAUCCAGCCCGUGUUGGUCAGGGCUAUCAUCAAUCCAAAACGGGGGAUGGAGGAACCUCUCCAGCCGCAGACUCCACAAAGCCCCAGUAACUGCAGCUCAUCAGGACCUGGUGGGAAAUCCUGCUGGAGUUUAGACCUGAGGGUGGCUAUUCUUCUGCUUACUCUGGCAGGAGCAGUAAUCCUCCUGCUGCUGUACAGACUGUUACAGCUAAGACACAGGCUGAGGAUGGCCAGAGCGAGGCAUGCUUUGGAGUACACCAGCUUCUACCACAGUGGCACCUACACACUCAAACACCCCACACCUUGUCAGGAGCUGCCAGAGAAGAGCAGGGCAGUACCUGAAGACACUGCACCACUCCAAACCAUAACCUCAGUGACACCUGCUGUCAUCACCCCAGUGCCACCUCCAUCGCCACCCUCACCGGCACCCCCUCCACUGCCACUCCCCCCACCUCCUGUCCUACCACGUCCACCUCUUCACCCUCAAGUUUCUCUCCCUCCGACACCCCCUGUCCUGUCACUCCCUCUUCCCGUGCCUGUCAUCCACACCACCCCGCCCAGCCCUCACCUGUCAUGGGGUGCCUGCUCAGAUGCAGAUGUUUAUUCUCGGAUUGGGACUUUCAGACCAUCCAGGCUUUCCAACCUCUCCAACCAGUCGACGGUCAUCCUGUUUGAACACUCAUCUGUUUGAACUCUCACAGAAUGUGUGUGAUCUCCUCAAGGAGUCUGUGACUGUGAAGGGAUUACAAGAUGUUUCCUGUACUCUAUGUUUGUGUGUGUAAUAUACAGCAAAAUAUAAGAGGUUAACAUUUCAAAACUUUAAAACAUGAAGUUUGCACUUUGUCAGCCACUGAAGGGCUUUAUUUACAAAAAAAAAGAAAGAAAAAAGCAGAAGCAAUAAAAUUGCAAUUUAAUUAAAAA